Molecule: messenger RNA, 989 nt
Organism: Rubroshorea leprosula
Lineage: Eukaryota; Viridiplantae; Streptophyta; Magnoliopsida; Malvales; Dipterocarpaceae
Source: the annotation of a GenBank genome assembly
AAAAAUGGAGCUUGUGGUUGUGGUCCUCACUCUGUCCCUCUCACUUUUUCUAACAUCUGCUUCUCUCCAUUUCUUUAUUAUUCUUUUCUCUUCCCCUUUGCCAAUCCUCACAUAUAUUCAGAUACAGAUACUCUGUUUGUUGGGUGGCGCUUGUUUCCUUUAUCUUAUUGCUAGAUGGAUGCAAAGGGGGAGCAAAGGAUGGGCAGGAUGGUUAAAAGGGAGGCAGAUGUUGAGUCUGAUGAUGAUAGUGGCUAUGAGAGAGAAUUUGGUGGGUAUUGGGAUGAUGAUGAUGAUGGGAGCUUCAAGAAAAAGAAAAGUUUGGGUCUUGGUGGCAGUGGUGGCGGUGGGUCGGUGAGGAAGGGGUCAAGUGGUGGAGGAGGAGGAAGAGGGGGUGGUGUUGUUAUGAGGUGUUGUCAGGCUGAUAAUUGUACGGCCGAUUUGAGUGAUGCCAAGCAGUAUCAUAAGAGGCAUAAAGUGUGUGAGCAUCAUGCUAAGGCUCAGGCUGUGCUUGUGGGUGGGAUUAGGCAGCGGUUUUGUCAACAAUGUAGCAGAUUCCAUGAGCUAUCGGAAUUUGAUCAAGAGAAAAGAAGUUGUCGCAGGCGUUUGGCCGGGCACAAUGAACGGCGAAGGAAGACAUCAGCUGAAUCUCAUGCAGAAAGCUCAAGCUGCAAGAGGACAGGAAUUCAGUUGAAGGACAUGCUUGGGCAGGUUGAUGAUCACAGAGGAAGAAUUAAGCUGACUAUCCGAGAAAACUCUGCUUAAACACUUCUAGAUCAAAUGAGUGCUAACUGUUUGCUCAGAUGCUCGCUCUCUUCUGUCAUCCGGGAGGAAUUGGUAUAGUCCAUAACAUUAGUAAGCGUCAAAUGCUAUCUAUUUAUAUAUCAGUUGUUUCAAGGACCUUUUAAUGCCUUUUGAGAGGUGGUACUAAUAUGUAUUGGGGGGAGGCAUCCUCUGUAAUACUUCACUGAUAAUUAAGUUUGUGACUUAUA